AUGGGCGACGGCGACGAACACGGCGGCGGCGACGACGACGAACAUUGCCCCGCGCCCCGACGACGCCCGAGCCCGCGGAGGCCCGCGCACGGCGCGGCGGCGGCGGCGCCUUCGCGGCCGCCGCCCCCGGCAGUGCUCCGCGGGGAGCUCGACGCGCGGGGCCCGCGCGGCCCGCUGCUGCGGCUGGGAGGCACGAGCGGCGGCCGCCGGUGGCGGCGGCCGCCGGUGGCGGCCGUCGGCGACGUCGGGGUCAAGCCAGGGCGCGCGCGCGAGUUGAGGGAGGGAGAAAAGGCCGACGAGGGCAACAUCGUCUCCAGUAACGGCGGGUACUCUGGUACGCCUCUGUGGAAGCUGAAGCAGCAAGGGGCGUUGCCGAAGUUCCGCCAGGAGGAGGAGGGGCAGGCGGCUGCGGAGGCUGCUUUGCAGGAGCAGCUAGAAGCAGCUGAGGCUGCGGACAAUUUCCCGUUCCUCGUGGACGCCGUCAGCCUUGGCAGAGCCGAGGGCUCUAGCGAGAAGCCCCUCGUGCGCCACGUGAUCGUUAAGGACCUCCGCAAGGUCGCCGCGCGGUCGAAGGUGGCCCUGCCGUCGGGCGGGUUGUUCGACAACCGCGCCCCGGUGCUCCUUUUCGCCCUCUUCGACGGCCAGUCCUGCGCCGAACAGCCCGGGCCCCUCGCGGCCGAGUCAUGCGCGAAGCAGGUGUUGCCGAAGCUGUUGAGGAAUUUGUCGGCGUUGCCGCCGGGCUACGAGAAUGCAACUUUUAUCAAGGCUACCCUCACGAAAACGUUCGAGGACCUCGAUAAGGAGAUCCUGCGGGGGCAGCCGGCCAUCCACGACGGCUGCGGGGGCGCCGUGGCCCUGUUGAUUGGAAACAUGCUCUUCACAGGGGUCUGCGGGAAGUGCAGCAUCGUCAUGAGCGAGUGCUCGACAGAGAAGGGCAAGACGCUGGUGAAGGCUGACUCGAUGGGCCGUAACCAGGGCCGAUGCGACCUGCCCGAUGAGAGAAAGUAUUUGAUGGAGAACGGAGGCGUCGUGUUUCAGGCCGAGGGGGGCAACAUGCUAGUCAGCGGCCCGAACGGCGGCGUCGCUGCCGUCACGCGAUCGAUGGGCGAUCGUGCGUGGAAGGGGCCGGACGGGGGCACCCCGAACAGCGUCAAGCUGCUGCGCGGCUCCCCCGAGACCAGGGUCACCGAGAUGUCCUGGGGGAAGAGGCAUCAGUGCCUGGUGAUCACGUCGAUGCCGGUCAGCGAGGUGGUGACCCCGCAGGAGUGCAUCGAUAUCUCGAUGGAGUUCUUCGGGAAGCCGCGGGCUGCAAGUGGCGACAUCGCCACCAAGGCCAACACGGGAGAGGCGCAGUGCACGACGGUGGUUGUCUAUUUCCAGGACAAGGACGACAAGGCUUCGGCGGCGGUGCCGCCGCCCGCAAAGAAGGCGAAGCCCAACGAGAGCGUUCGUCUGCGGCAUAUCGUAGUGAAGCACAUGGACUGCGCCCAGCCGUUCGACCCGGUACGGAACAGGCCCGUGGCGCGAUCACGGGAAGAGGCCGAGGCGGUGCUUCGGACGGCGCUCCGGGAGCUGCUCCUGGAGGCGAAGACGAUGAAGACCCCAGCUGGGGAGAAGGCCAAGGCGACUGCGGCGCUGCAGCCCAGCCCCAAGUACCUUGCACUGUGCAAGGAGCUGUCCGAGUGCACGACCGCGCAGAAGGGCGGCGGCAUGACGGGCGACCUCGGCUGGCUGAGUGUGGACCAGCUAAUCAGGUUCGGGCCAGGAUUUGCGGAGACAGCCAAGGCCUUGGCCGUCGGCCAGUGGAGCGAUCUGGCGUCGUCCGAGCACGGCAUCCACGUCUUGCAGCGCAUCGCCUGA
This is a messenger RNA of Prorocentrum cordatum, 1860 nucleotides long. NCBI's taxonomy places the organism in Eukaryota, Dinophyceae, Prorocentrales, Prorocentraceae. The record is from the annotation of a GenBank genome assembly.